UUAGAUUUUAAAGUUUUUUUUUUUUUUUAUUUGGAGUAUUUUAUUUUUUUAAGUUAAUAUAAUCCAGCAACAGAAUAUAAAUUUGCAUUAUCUAUGGAGAUUACAAGGAGAAUUGGUUGAGAUUUUCUUUUGUUCCUGUUGCUACAAUUUUUUAUCCAGCAGACAGAAAAUAAUAGCAAGAUGAAGGUCGUCUGUAAGAGAUCUUUCAGUUUAAGAAGCUGUUUUUUAGAGCCAUUUUAGGGAAUUAGGAAUUCUGGGUUUCAGAGGCAGGAUUGCUUCAAUAAAAUGAGGUUCACAGUAAAGGAGGCUUACCUCAAUAAGCAAAUUUCAGGCAAAGGCUAGCUUUUGAUAUGACGACUGUGCUAAAGGACCUGCGGACAGUUUUUAUCUGGCGGGUGAGAGAAUCAAGCUGAAACUUUUAAGUUUUAGCAAAGGAUUCUGGAACCGAGAAAAAGAAUGAGCAAACAAGGCGAAGAACAGUUUGAAUUCCAACAUCCAUUGGUUCCAGUAAACCCCUUUAGGCCUAAUCUCCCAAAACCACCAGUGAUCCAUGCUGGGAGACAGGGAAACGAGAUAUUUCAAACAAAUUGUAUGGGGCCAGAAAGAUGCUCUUCUGGGUUUACGCAGGAAUCUCAAACUGAUAGAAUAAUUGCAUGUUCUGAUUCCGCCGGUUGCAGAGAAGUAAAUGGAGGCGUUAAUAACUUGAAGGGAGCUUUUGUUGGGAGUAAGUGCAUUCCGGAUGAUAGCAAUGGGCAGGGGCAAUUCUCCCUGAACCUGGCUGAAUUCAGCAAUGUUCCUUUUGCAGAUCUUCUGGCUCUUGCAAAUGCAGCCUCAGCUGCAUCUACAAAUGCAGCAUCAGAGGGAAUUAACAGACAUCAUCCAGAAUGCAGCUCAGCUGGGCUCUUACCUGUGCAUGUAAAUUUAUCAGCUCAACAAAACAUAUGGAUUGAUGGCAACUGCACGCCAAGAAAACAUCAAAAAAUCAGUCCUCUCCAGAAUCCAUAUGAUUUUGAUCUGCCUGCUGGGACAAUGGAUGCACUCUCUCACACAAGCAUCUCUGACUUUGCCCCUAUCACACCAGAAAAGGCCACUAGAGUAGAAAGUAAAGAGGAUUCAGAAAUAGAAAAUUCAUACAUGGAGAACAGACCUGAGAAAAGAGAUGAGCAAGCAAAUGAACUGGCUGGUACUAGGGUUGAUGUGAAUGGACUUCAAUGCAGUAUAGAGAUCCAAAAGCCUGUUACAGAGUCAUCCCUGGCGGCUAUACCAAGCAAGGAAAAUAACAAUCCUGACAAUGGAGGUAUCCAUCUUGCUGACCUAGAGAAAACACCACAGCAGAAACAAAGGAGGAGAAAGCAUAGGCCGAAGGUAAUUACAGAGGGCAAACCUAGGACCAGAAAGCCAGUGACUCCAAAGCCCAGUGGUUCUCAAGAAAAUCCAACAGGUAAGAGGAAAUAUGUACGAAAAAAUAGACUAAACAAAGACACAUCAAUCCCCCCAGGAGAAGCAAAUGCAGAGAAUUCAACACGUAAGAGGAAGUAUGUGCGAAGAAAGGGACUCAACAAAGACUCAAUGAUUCCCACACAUGAAAGUGGACAGGGGGCUACUCCUACAGAUACACUUGAGCAUAACAAGAAAUCAUGCAGAAGAGCCUUGGGUUUUGACACAGAAGGACAAGAAAGAGGGGAAAGCCCUGCAUGCAAGCCGGCCUGCAAUUUAAAUUCAACUUCAGGGACAGAAAACCUGUGGAAAGGAGGAAGUCAAUCAAAGUCCAUAAUGCAGCUUUGUAGCGGAAUUGAAUUGGCAGCAGAAAACACAAAAACUGGCAUUGCCUAUGAACUAAACCAAAAGUUGAAAGAGUACUUAUCUUUGCCUGAAGAUCAAGCACCACGCACACCACUUCCAACCAAGAAUAAUCCCCCAUGUAGAAGACAAAAUGCCAAUUCCCAGAAGCUCAAUAAUAGGAAAGAUCAAUGCAGUGCUCAUGAUGUACUGAAAAAAAAUGGACAAUCUGUUGGACAAUCUUUGUUACAAUCCAAUGCUCAGUUGCCAGCAAGAAGCCCAAAUGAUUCCAACUGCAGCACCAGCUCAGUACUGAAGGGAGGACAAGCAAGUGAAUUAAAGACGAACAAAUCUACUGCUACUCAACAAGCGUAUACCAGUGCUGUAAAUUCAUAUGGGAGCCACUACAACAAUUUAUACGUAUACCAGAUGAUUCCAGGGAUUCAAUUUUCAAAAAAUCACAGGAGAAAGAGAACCGAAAAGGGACAAACUUCUGCCACAUCUAGUGCAUCAUCAUCCAUCACUGCUGCAAAAAGUCUUGUGCCUGCAGAAGUAUGUCUGCUAGAUAGCAUUGAAGUAAGCCAUCCAUUUAGUUCUACUGGAGUUCCAGCAAAACUUGAAGAAGCAGGAAGAAAUUUUUCUCUGAAUAAAUUGCAAACUUUUAAUUGCAUCAUGGCUUCAAAUCAAACAGAGAGUCUAAAGAAAAAGAGAACCAGAGGAGCCACACAGGUUCAAGACUUGGCUUCACUCAAUGGAAUUGCACUAUGUAACAGGCACCCAGAAUGCUAUAGUAGUCAAUCACCAGUUGCUUAUGACAUGCGGGAAGUUGGGAACUCUGACAGACCUCAUACAAGCAUAGAAGCCCUGAUGACAGAGAUGCAAGCAAAACUGGCAAAAAAAAAGCGAUCAAAAAAGAGAAACUGCCUUGUAAAUUCAGCAUGCUCCAGUACAAGUGAAGCACAAUUGCACAAGAGACUUGUCUUAUCUAAUCAAAACCAAUUUUCUCCAAAAUUAUUAGGUACCCCUCCAGAAGUAAUAUGGAAACAAAUGGUUUCUCCUGAUGCACUUGUUGAACAAUUCAACCAAUUAGACAUAAACAGGGAAGGUAACCCCAUUGCAUAUGAAGAGCAGAAUGCACUUGUCCCAUAUAAUAUGAGAUACCAAGAGCACAAUGCAGUUGUUCUUUAUGGAGAUGGAACCAUUGUACCAUUUGGUCCUACCAAGAAACGACGCCCUCGGCCCAAGGUCGACCUGGAUGAAGAAACAAAUAGAGUAUGGAAGCUUCUCUUAGAAAAUAUCAAUAGUGAAGGUAUUGAUGGAACUGAUGAAGAGACAGCAAAAUGGUGGGAGGAAGAAAGGAGAGUAUUCCAUGGACGUGCAGACUCAUUUAUUGCUCGCAUGCACCUUGUACAAGGGGAUAGACGCUUCUCUCCGUGGAAAGGAUCAGUUGUGGACUCUGUGAUUGGAGUCUUCCUUACUCAAAAUGUCUCUGACCAUCUUUCUAGUUCUGCAUUCAUGUCUCUCGCUGCAUAUUUUCCUCUCAAAUCAAUGAGCAAGGAAAAGAUAUAUCAUCAAGCCGGGACCAGCUUAGCUAAUGGAGCAGAGUUCUAUGUCUUGGAGCCGGAAGACACUAUAAAGUGGGAUACAAAUACAUCAAUUCAACCAGUUGGUGACCAAAGUUCAAUGACUGUUAAUGGUUAUGGAUACUCUGAAGAAAAAGAGGUUGUCAACAGCAAGGAGUUGUCUGGAAGUAGUACUGCUAUUGUAAGCUCAACAAAUGAAUCAAAGUGCAAGCUGUUGAACUCUUGUGGAAGUGGUUUGGGUACAUACUGCAACUCCACUUUAAACAGAUUGAACAUGGAAACUCUUGGGAAUGGUACUGAAUGCUUCAAAGGAGAUGAAGAGACAAAUGAUGUCCUCUCAUCUCAAAAUUCUGUGGUUUCAUCUGAAAACUCUGUGGAUUUUUCAUUGGUUCAAAAUGCCGAAAGAACAGGAUCAUGCUCAGAGUGCAACUCAGAAGGGGGCGAUCAGACUAAGGGGCCUAUUUUUGACGUUAUGAAUAGCUCUACUUCUUUUGUACAGCUUCUACGGAUGGCUGGAUCUGCCAGGCUGCAUGAAGUCUAUGGUCAUCAAAAUAUAUCCACGAAUGAGAACUCAAAAGUCAAAAGAAGCCAAUUCCAGAAUGACCAAAGAGGAAACUGCGAUAAUUCAGGUCCUAAAAGCUUCACUAUAGAAGACAUUAUCCCAUCAGCUAAUUAUCAUCUGCAUCUUACUCUAAACUCAGAAGUAAGAGAAAUUGAACACUUUGAGAUGUUCAAGGAAGAAACAAGAUCCUCUAAGGCUUCUAAGAUGAAGGAUGAAAACAUGAUAAAGGGACAAAGCCCCUUAACAGAAGAAUCUGCAUGUCAAACGAUAGAUCAAAAUGAUUCCACCAUGUGUGUGCUGGUGGCCCUACAAUCAUCCAGUGAAAAUAAUCACUCAAGCAACAACAUUCAACAAGAUGAGACAACAGUUCCCCACUGUCAAAUGAGGCUGCUUCAAGACCCAAGAAAUCUUGUUGAAUCACCAGCUGAUACACAAAACAAAGAAAUGUUGAGACAUGUGGACAUGACAAAACAUUUGGAAGAAAUCCUAGAUAUUACAGAAAGCACUACGGCAUUUGAUAAUCAAAGAAGCCCACAACAGAAAAUGCAAGAGUCAAACUUGUUUACACAUGACUCGUCAUCUAAUAAGGGGCUCAACCAGAUGAAUGCUGGCAGUUUAAAAUCAAAAGGCAAAAAGGCUAACAAAGAGAAAAAAGAUGAUUUUGACUGGGAUAGCUUGAGAAAACAGGCUGAAGCCAAUGGAAUAAAAAGAGAAAGAACAGAGAAGACAAUGGACUCACUAGACUGGGAAGCAGUGAGAUGUGCAGAUGUUAAUGAGAUUGCUAAGACAAUUAAGGAACGAGGGAUGAAUAACAUGCUUGCUGGGCGAAUAAAGGAUUUCCUCAACCGGCUUGUUAGAGAUCACGGAAGCAUUGACCUAGAGUGGCUGAGGGAUGUUCCACCAGACAAAGCAAAAGAGUACCUGCUAAGUAUAAGAGGACUGGGGCUAAAAAGUGUUGAGUGUGUUCGGCUUCUGACACUUCACCAUCUCGCUUUUCCAGUUGACACAAAUGUUGGACGUAUAGUAGUAAGAUUGGGAUGGGUCCCCCUUCAGCCACUGCCAGAGUCCCUUCAGUUGCAUCUCCUAGAGCUGUACCCCAUCCUGGAAUCCAUCCAAAAAUAUCUUUGGCCCCGACUAUGCAAGCUCGAUCAAAGAACAUUGUAUGAGCUACAUUAUCAGAUGAUAACAUUUGGAAAGGUUUUCUGUACAAAAAGUAAACCAAAUUGUAAUGCAUGUCCAAUGAGGGGAGAAUGCAGACAUUUUGCCAGUGCAUUUGCAAGUGCAAGACUUGCCCUGCCAGGGCCAGAGGAGAAAAGCAUUGUCAGUGCAACUGACAACAGCAAAUCUGAUCAAAACCAUGCUGUGAUCAUUGAUCAACUGGCUCUGCCCUUACCCCAGCCAACUGAGCAAUCAGACAUAAACUGGCAGUCUGAAGCAAACCAGCAGUCACAAGCAAAAUAUGGGGGCAAUAACCCUAUCAUUGAAGAGCCAGCAAGCCCAGAACCUGUGUGCACACAAGUAGCAGAGAAUGACAUUGAGGACAUCUUCUAUGAGGAUCCUGAUGAAAUUCCGAUGAUCAAGCUUAACAUGGAAGAGUUCACCCAGAAUUUGCAGAAUUAUAUGCAAAAUAACAUGGAACUUCAAGAAGGGAAUAUGUCAAAGGCUUUAGUUGCUUUAACAGCAGAAGCUGCAUCUAUUCCAACGCCCAAACUUAAGAAUGUCAGUCGGCUAAGAACAGAGCACCAAGUCUAUGAACUUCCAGAUUCACACCCUCUUCUAAGAGAGUUGGAUAAACGAGAACCUGAUGACCCAAGCAAGUACCUUCUUGCCAUAUGGACACCAGGUGAAACGGCAAACUCCAUCCAACUACCUGAAAGAAGUUGCAAUUCCCAAGAGCAUGGCAAAUUAUGCGAUGAGAAGACCUGUUUCUCUUGCAACAGUAUUCGGGAAGCAGAAUGCCAAAUUGUCCGGGGAACACUUUUAAUACCAUGUCGAACAGCAAUGAGAGGGAGUUUUCCCCUAAAUGGCACAUACUUCCAAGUUAAUGAGGUAUUUGCCGACCAUGAUUCUAGUCUGAACCCAAUUGAUGUUCCAAGGGAAUGGUUAUGGAACCUGCCAAGGAGAAUGGUUUACUUUGGAACCUCUAUACCUUCAAUAUUUAAAGGCUUAACAACAGAAGGAAUUCAACACUGCUUCUGGAGAGGAUUUGUUUGUGUGAGGGGAUUUGACCAGAAAUCACGAGCACCCCGUCCUCUAAUGGCCAGAUUGCAUUUCCCAGCCAGUAAGUUGACCAGAGGAAAAGGCAAGGGUGCUGGUGAAGAUGAGUAACUGAUAGCACAGUGAUAAGGAUCCAAACAAGUCAACAUUGACCAAAUAACCACCUAUUAAGAACGAGAAUGGAAUUGCAUUUUACAAUACUGACUUGGUUUGUAGGGAAAUGUGAAAACCUUUGUAACCCAUAAUGAAAAAGACAUGUAGGGCUGUAUACUGUUUAGCAAUGUUGUAAUUAUUUAGUUUCAUGCUCAAAAUUUGAGCAAUUUUUCAGACAAGAAACUGUGUCAUGUGCUAAUUGAAAAGCCCUUUCCUACAAUGAACAAGCUUGAAGCAUACGUUCUUAACAUACUAUAUGGCCCAUGCCAUCUUCAAGCAUCUAAAUAUGCACACAAACACCAAUUUUUGUCGACCUUGACAAGUAUUGAAGGUUUAA
Messenger RNA from Durio zibethinus, 6631 nucleotides. The record is from RefSeq and is a predicted model, not a curated record. Lineage: Eukaryota; Viridiplantae; Streptophyta; Magnoliopsida; Malvales; Malvaceae.